Messenger RNA from Ambispora leptoticha, 2364 nucleotides. NCBI's taxonomy places the organism in Eukaryota, Fungi, Glomeromycota, Glomeromycetes, Archaeosporales, Ambisporaceae. The record is from the annotation of a GenBank genome assembly.
AUGUUAUCGCGGGUGUCCACGGGCUCUAAGACUACUUUGACCCAAUGGGCCCGGACACAAAAAUCCGUUCGUGGAUACGCACAAGUUAUUUCGGCGACUGCUAGUUACGGAAACAAGAAAGUGCCAAUGUCAAAUCUGGAAAAAGAUAAAUACAUCAAUUAUCAACGGAUUGAAGAUAACUUGGCUAUAGUGAAAAAGAGACUAGGGCGGCCAUUGACAUUAUCCGAAAAAAUACUCUAUGGACACUUGGACGAUCCUGUGAACCAAGAAAUAAUUCGCGGUAAAUCGUAUUUGAAUCUCCGGCCUGAUCGUGUUGCAUGUCAAGACGCGACCGCCCAAAUGGUGCUUCUGCAGUUUAUAUCUGCUGGUAUACCAGGUGUCGCCGUGCCUACAACUGUUCACUGUGAUCACUUGAUUGAAGCGCAAGUUGGUGGCGAAAAAGAUUUAGCAAAAGCUAUAGAGGUCAAUAAGGAAGUUUAUGAUUUUUUGAAGACUAGUUCGGCAAAAUAUGAUAUUGGGUUUUGGGGACCUGGGUCUGGCAUUAUUCAUCAAAUUAUCUUGGAAAACUAUGCGUUCCCCGGUGGUCUUAUGAUUGGUACCGAUUCGCAUACGCCGAAUGCCGGUGGAUUGGGCAUGGUGGCGGUUGGUGUUGGCGGUGCUGAUGCUGUUGAUGUUAUGGCGAAUAUUCCAUGGGAAUUGAAAUGCCCUAAUGUGAUUGGUGUUAAACUAACUGGCGAUUUGAGUGGCUGGACUGCAUCAAAAGAUGUGAUUCUCAAAGUAGCCGGUAUUCUAACGGUAAAGGGAGGCACCGGUGCCAUUGUUGAGUACUUUGGACCUGGUGUCGAGUCUUUAUCGUGUACUGGUAUGGCUACAAUUUGCAAUAUGGGUGCCGAGAUUGGCGCUACAACUUCACUAUUUCCUUUCAAUAGACGCAUGGGUGAUUUUCUUCGUGCUACUAAACGAGGAGAAAUUGCUGCAUAUGCUGAGAGUUUUGCACAUAACUUACGUGCCGACGAAGGGGCGCAAUACGACCAAAUCAUAGAGAUUAACUUGUCAGAAUUAGAACCGCAUGUUAACGGUCCAUUUACACCCGAUCUCGCAACUCCAUUAAGUAAACUCAAGGAUGCAGUCGAAAAGAAUAACUGGCCACCGGAAAUAAAGGUGGGCUUGAUUGGUUCAUGUACUAAUUCAUCAUAUGAAGAUAUGAGCCGGUCUGCUUUCAUUGCCAAAGAAGCUCAUGAACAUGGAUUGAAAGCGAAAUCAACGUUCACAAUCACACCCGGUUCUGAACAAAUUCGUGCGACAAUCGAGCGCGAUGGUCAAGAGGAAAUUCUAAAGAGUGUCGGCGGUCUUGUUUUAGCUAACGCAUGUGGUCCCUGUAUUGGACAAUGGAAUCGUCAAGAUGUGAAAAAAGGAGAAAAAAAUACAAUCGUCACAUCCUAUAAUCGUAACUUCACUGGCCGUAACGAUGCAAAUCCCGCCACUCAUGCUUUCGUCACAUCACCCGAUCUUGUUACAGCGUUGGUUUUCGCGGGUGAUCUUCGUUUCAAUCCAAUGACUGAUACACUUACCGGCGCUGACGGCAAACCUUUUAAAUUUUCCGAACCUAAUGGGGCAGAACUGCCGUCACGUGGCUAUGAUCCCGGCAAAGACACUUAUCAGGCACCACCAGAAGAUCGCUCGAAAGUAAACGUGGUCAUCGAUCCGAAAAGUAGUCGACUUCAAUUUCUACAACCUUUCAAAAAAUGGGAUGGAAAAGAUGCUGAAGAAAUGCCAAUUUUGAUAAAGGUUAAAGGAAAGUGUACGACAGAUCACAUUUCUAUGGCUGGCCCCUGGCUUAAAUUCCGUGGUCAUUUGGAUAAUAUAUCAAAUAAUAUGUUAAUUGGCGCUGUUAAUGCCGAGAAUAAUGCUGUUAAUAAAGUUAGGAACAUGUUCACUAAUGAAUACGAUGCCGUGCCGUCCGUUGCUCGACAGUACAAAGCAAAAGGAAUUGGUUGGGUGGUCAUCGGAGACGAUAAUUACGGUGAAGGUUCCUCUCGUGAACAUGCAGCACUCGAAGUACGCCAUUUAGGAGGCGUUGCCGUUAUAGUAAAAUCAUUUGCACGUAUCCACGAGACUAAUCUCAAAAAACAAGGUCUUUUGCCACUCACCUUUGUCAAUCCAUCCGACUAUGAUAAGGUCGACCCCUCCGAUAAGGUUUCCAUAAUCGGCCUGAAAACCUUCGCUCCCGGAAAAACAUUAACUAUGCGGCUUCAAAAAGCGAAUGGUGCAACAGUGGAUAUUCCUCUAAAUCAUUCUUUCAAUCAAAAUCAAAUUGAAUGGUUCAAGGCAGGCUCAGCUUUGAAUCGUAUGGCUCAAAAAUAA